UGUAGUUGGGCUGUGUGUCCACAAUAAAAGCAUCGACUCACCCACCUUUUGAGCGUGGGAAAUCAUCCACUGCUUCCGUCCAAAAUAUUGCUACACGUCCCCUCAAGAAGUUUGAAUCUGCUUCCGAUUUCGAUACCAUAGACGAAACUACAGAAGUAACUUCGCUAGGUGCAAAAACGCGACAAAUAGGUCAAAAAAGAGAGCAGUGAUUCCCCCAUUCCUACAAUUCUUGGUUCCUUACUUACAGGACAAAGGGAAGUCUCCCGCCGAAAUGUCUUCCGAGGUCUAUCGGGUUAACAAAUGACGAUCAAUCUGGCCAUCUUUUCCAAGUGGCGGGCAAUAUUCAAAAUGGAAUGACUUUUGAGGAUAAACCCGGCAAGAAGCCAGAGGAGUCAGCGAGUUUUCAAAGCAAGGUCUUUGUUGAAAAGGUGUCAGCAGCAAACCUCUCUCACAUCAAGGGAAUCUGUGAGGCAAUUCCUGCACCAAAAAAGCAGUUCAAGAGUCCUCAGCGGCUCUAUUCUCAAGAGCCUAUCACAUGCUGCCAGGAAUGGAUGACUGAAGUCAUUGAGGCCUUAGUUAAUGAGCAUGUCCUUGAGAAUUAAUGAUAUUGAGAGGGUUGGAUGUUUGGGUGAAUCAUCCUAUGAUUGGACAAUAUACUCCGUACUUGAUAUAAUUUAAAUUUUGUGUGCUUUUCAUAUUUCAUUCCGGCCUAGGAGCUCAAUUGAUAUUGCAUUCAACUUGCCACCGAUGUUGAUUUUAAGAAAGAUAUAUGGAGGAAUGUUGAAUAGGCCUCUAGCAAUUCAUGGUUGUAACUUCUUUCAAGUCUUUUGUUUGCUUCUUGCUUCUACUGAGGAUGCUACGCCGUCUAGUUGAAAUCGAUGAGUUGGGGCCCUACGUGAUUCCUUCCGUACGUCCGAGGGGGCUAUUGGAUCACCAAGAUAUUUACAGCGGACUUAAUACAACUUCUUCCCACCUGUGCAGAGC
Messenger RNA from Blastomyces gilchristii SLH14081, 984 nucleotides. RefSeq lists its product as uncharacterized. The record is from RefSeq and is a predicted model, not a curated record. The transcript has a single exon. Lineage: Eukaryota; Fungi; Ascomycota; Eurotiomycetes; Onygenales; Ajellomycetaceae. Bases 354 to 602 code for a protein of 82 amino acids.